AUGUCUUUGUCCCCAUUGUCACCAUUAUCUCCAGCUCGGAUGCCUCAUCCCAAAAUGAAACUCAAGACUCCAGCUGAAGAAGAAGAAGACUUUGACUCAGGCUAGUACAGGUCUUUGAAGUUCAUCAGGUCGCAGGUGUAAAACAUAGAGGGAUUACGAAAGAUGACUAAACUAGUGCUAGUUGGAAAUUAAGCCACUAAGGUGCCACCAAUUAAAACCCUGAGACUGCACUUCUGCCAGCUGAUUCACUUUGACUUAUCUAAUAACAUGAUAAAAAACUUGUAUGGAAUAGACUUAUGCAAGAGUCUACCUUUCCUUUAGGUGUUUAAAGUGUGCUCAAACCGUCUCUAUCAGCUUUCAGAUAUUUUAGCCUUCAGAGAGCAUAAGCAUCUGAAGGAGUUUGACUUCAAGGAGAAUCCUCAUCUGCCUUUCAUAGACAAGAGACUCAUAAUCUUGCACAGGUUGAUUAUGGAUGAACUGACCUCGGACAGAUAAAAUUAGAACAGCGUGGGAUAUCUGCAAGCAACCUAUCAAUAAAUAGUAAAGCCCAUCCAGUCUGAGUUGGUGAUUUCCCCUUUUGAUGUAGAGCAUGAUAAGAAAUAUUAAUAGGACAGGCAAAAAGACCACUAAAUUGCCCAGACUCCCAGACACUAUGGCUACUUCAAACAGUUAGCUCAUUUAAAUGGACAGUAGAUCAAUCUUUAUGAGUUGAAGACUAUAGGCUACAUGGAGUAUGAGGAGUUAAUGGAAAGCAAAAAUGCAUUAUUAUCUUCAAGCAAGAAAAACAAGAACAAAAUGAGAGGAAAUGACAAGAAGCCCUUGACUCAGUAUGAACUGCAUAAGCUGCUCAGAGAAGCAAAAGAAAAGCAUGAUAUUGAACAAGAAUAAUUAGAAAUUUUGAAGCACAUCCAGUAUCAAAUUAAGCCUGAAAAGAUUAAGGUAGACGAGAUAACUAUUAGCCCAAGGAAGCUUAAGAAAUACGAAGAACAGCGAGAGGGCAAAAUUCGUGAAAACCUUUUGAAGCAUAUACGAGGCAAGCAUUAUUUUGAAGAGGAGAAAAGUGACCUCUGUGAAGAGGAUAACGUCAAGGAUGAGAUGAAUGUAGAUGAGGAAGGAGGGGAUAGUUCAGAUGAUUCAGAAGAAGAAGAUGGCAAUAAGUACGGUAAAAAAUAAAAAGCUGUUUUAAAGACUAAAAUUAACGAUUUGAAUAGCAGUAAGGAGCAGGAACAGCAGAAUGAAUUGGAAUCAAUCAGAAAGAGAAAGAGCAAUCUGGUCAAGAAAAUUAAAUUAAAGCUGAAUGAUUUGAUGAUGAUUCAGCGCUAGAACUCUAAGGAAUCGACGACUAAGGAUUCAGAAGAAGAUGACCACAACGAUAACUAGGAGAUAUUUCAGCUCGCUCAUUAAAGAGUGUCAUAGUUAGAAUUCAAACCAAUAGAAUUAGAACUUGUUCAGUAACCUUCCAUUCGGUUUUAGAUCUCGUAGGCAAACAUACUAUUCGAUUUCUACCCCACAUUCAAUGAGAUGAAUACUUAGAUGCAGCUGAAGAAACUUGAAGAGUUCUUCAAUAAGUCUGAGGAUGAACUGCUAGAUGCACUUAAUGAUAAGGAGACGUUCUAAAAGAUUGAGACAGAUAUGAUUGAGGUGCAAAGAGAACUGUCGCAGUCAAUGACAUCAUUGAGGAAAGGCUUCUCAUUUGAUGAUGUCAGAAGAUUCCUUAAGGAAUACAACUCAAAGCACAAAAGCAAGGAUAAGAUGCUAACUCCUGCUGAAGAGCUGGUGGGUGUGGUAAAUAUGUAUCGAGAUGGAAGAGCUAAGGAACUGAAUCUCCCUAAGAUCCAGAUUAAGGAACAUGACAUCGAAAAUAUCCUUAAAAGUGGAGAGAUCCUUCCUACUGAGAGGUUUAAUAGACUCACAGGCAUCUUAGAGCUUACCGAUCAGUACAAGCAUUUCAAAGAAAUUGAAAAGCAAAAGCAUGGAGGGGAACAGGGACUAAUGAAGUUUAUCAAGAAUAAAGAAGCUGAGGAAAAGCAUUAGAGGAUAGUAAAGACCCACAGAGAUAGAAUUCAAGCAGUUUAGAGUAUAAAGUUAGGACCACAAAGAAAGAUGAAUGAAGCAGAUAUUGAUCAGAAGCGAUAUGCAUUGAGCAUUAAAGGUACAGUUAACUUCACAAACAACUAUAAUCUGAGUCCAACCAAGAAAACAGUUUAAUCUACUAAGAACAACAGGAGUCCCACUAAGCAUUUAAAUCUCAUAAAAGCAGUUAGCACAGCUGAUUUGAACUUAGUCAAUUUAAGAAACCAAGCACAGAAGGCUUAAGAAGAUAAAAUGAGGUCAUCCUACAGUAAUACAAUGAUUCGAAAGUCUUAAAGAGUAAUGAGGAAAUCUCACCAUGACUUCAGAGGCAAUGAGCAAAUCAUCUAAACUCAUCGGCCAGCCAUUAUGAAAGGCAGUGUCCACGAGAUAUUUCCAAACAUUAAUGAGUAACUGAACCAGCCUAAAUAAGCUUUUAAUCUCGUGAAGAAAUUUGAGAAAGACAUCAGACUGCUUCCUGACUUCAAGGAAUAUGACUAAGAAAUCGAAUAGAACAAGCAAAGUAUCAAAUAAGCCAAUAAAUUCUAUGCUUAUUAGCUGAAUGAGGAGUAAAAUGAAGGUGAGGAUGGAUUCCUGCCUGCAUAGUAUAAGAGGGAGCUCGAACAAAAGAGAAUUUAAGAGAAAAAGCAUAAAAAGAUCAUUAUUGGGUCAAAGUACAAGAUCAAUAAUCAUCCCUUGAUCAAGUAUGAAGAACUGACUGAGAUAUAAAGAAGAAACUACCCACAGUACUUCAAAGUAAGUAUUGAAGACUAGCCUGAGAAAAUCAAUGAUCAAAUCUUGAGUCUGAGGCAGAGAAGGCAGAGCAGUAUGGAUAAUUAGUUUAGCAAGGAAUUAGAGAUUUAGACUUUAAAGGCUCUUGUAAGAUAGAUUAUUGUCAAAGACUUAAAAGAAAAUCCUCAGCAACUUUGA
Messenger RNA from Stylonychia lemnae, 3000 nucleotides. Lineage: Eukaryota; Ciliophora; Spirotrichea; Sporadotrichida; Oxytrichidae. The record is from the annotation of a GenBank genome assembly.